Molecule: messenger RNA, 3119 nt
Organism: Monopterus albus (swamp eel)
Lineage: Eukaryota; Metazoa; Chordata; Actinopteri; Synbranchiformes; Synbranchidae
Product: SWI/SNF-related matrix-associated actin-dependent regulator of chromatin subfamily B member 1-like
Exons: 9
Coding region: 272-1378 (368 amino acids)
Biological process (GO): chromatin remodeling
Cellular component (GO): nuclear chromosome
Source: RefSeq, a predicted model, not a curated record
AAGCACGUUUUGGAUGUGUUAAUUUAAUAUGUUUUGAAAAGCGAGGCGUGUACAGUGGGUCAUGUAGUUUUCAGUUAGUUUUGAUUACUUGUCAUGUCGUUCUGCACUUGUUGGGCGGACAUGGUCCUCGUUGGUUAUUUAAGCUUUGAAAGCUGAAAUGAACGUUGGGUUCAAAAAGUGCACUGAUUCCCGGUCUCUGUCGUAGCCCCCGAACACAUCUGAAGAGAAGGCUGCUUAUGAGUUGGUUAGCUUGUUAGCGCUGUGGAAAAACAUGCAAUUAGCUCUAAGCAAAACCUUUGGCCAGAAGCCAGUUAAAUUUCAGUUAGAACAAGAUGGGGACUUUUACAUGGUUGGAUCGGAGGUUGGAAACUAUUUGCGUAUGUUCAGAGGCUCUCUGUAUAAAAGAUACCCAUCUUUAUGGAGGAGAUUGGCCUCGGUGGAGGAGAGAAAGAAAAUUGUAGCAUCAUCACAUGCCACUAGUGUUACACUGCUCAAGGCAUCAGAAUGUGAAGAAAUCUUUGAGGGUAAUGAUGAGAAAUACAAGGCAGUGUCCAUCAGCACGGAGCCCCCAGCUUACCUCAGAGAGCAAAAAGCAAAAAGGAGCAGUCAGUGGGUCCCCACGCUGCCCAACAGCUCUCACCAUCUAGAUGCUGUGCCUUGCUCAACCACAAUCAACCGUAACCGAAUGGGCCGUGACAAGAAGAGGACCUUUCCCCUGUGUUUCGAUGACCACGACCCUGCAGUAAUCCAUGAGAACGCAGCCCAGGUAGAGGCUCUGGUUCCAAUUCGCCUAGACAUGGAGAUAGAUGGACAGAAACUGCGAGAUGCCUUCACGUGGAACAUGAAUGAGAAACUGAUGACCCCAGAGAUGUUUGCCGAGAUUUUGUGCGAUGACCUGGACCUGAAUCCCCUGGCCUUUGUCCCUGCUGUUGCCUCAGCCAUUCGUCAGCAGAUUGAGUCCUACCCCACUGACAGCAUACUAGAAGAGCAGGCAGACCAGAGAGUCAUCAUCAAGCUGAACAUCCACGUGGGGAACAUCUCUCUGGUGGACCAGUUUGAGUGGGACAUGUCUGAGAGGGAGAACUCCCCAGAGUCAUUUGCGCUGAAGCUGUGCUCUGAACUAGGUCUGGGAGGAGAGUUUGUCACCACUAUUGCCUACAGCAUUCGUGGUCAGCUCAGCUGGCACCAGAGGACCUACGCCUUCAGUGAGAACCCACUCCCCACAGUAGAGAUUGCCAUCCGCAACACAGGCGAUGCGGACCAGUGGUGCCCCCUGCUGGAGACCCUCACAGAUGCUGAAAUGGAGAAGAAGAUCCGAGACCAAGACAGGAACACGAGGCGUAUGAGACGACUGGCCAACACUGCUCCGUCCUGGUAGAAAGAGUCUUGAAGCUGCAUGAGGUGAUGUAUCCUGUGGAGACUCCUGUUACUCUGAACUGAUCAAGUAAAUACACAGAAUUAAACACACAGGUCAUUGAUGAAGCAUCUGGACAUUCGCAUGAAUGCAGAUGUGGUCAUUCACCACAGCGCCUCACUGACCGAACGCAACACAUACAUCGGCUGUUCCUCUGCACACACAGUACACGCUGAGCAGCCAAAGCAUUAUGACCGAUUUGGCUCUUGUCAUUUGCUCAGGUCUUUACAUCUGCCCCUUUCUCUCACUUCCCAACACGUUGACCAUCUAAGAUCCCAGACCUUGACAUGUGAUGCUGUUGCAGCAUGAGCAGUGUUAUCUUCUGAGUGGUUGUAAUGUUUUGGCUCAUCAUUUUUCACUUUGUCUUUUGGACAUCAGUCAUGCGACAACUCGCAUCUAAUUGCUGUUUGCCACCGAUGGUUUUCUUGUUACACAAACCACUGGCAACAUUCACACUCAACACAGUAUUAAAGCACAAUGACUCAAUUUAAUGUAUGUGUAUAAAUGGUUAGUGAAAUGACACCACGGGUUUAUGUUACACUGGUCUGGACAGCAUUCAUAUAACGGCAACAGGACAACGAUGACAAAUAGUUUAAAGUUUCAUCUGACCACUUGGGAUUAUUGAGACAGGGUCGACAGAAGAAUUUUCAAUCAAAAAUAGUGAAAAGGUGUCAUGCAGUUUUGUUGUCCCACUUUCCCAAAUCACUGUCAGCUGAACAUGUUUUGGUCUGUCAGACACACCACCAUGGGCUCUGGGAAGUUGUGAUGGCUACUGUUUAUUUUUUGGCAUUUUAUAGAUGCAGCGAAUUAGUUCAUAAAAAACAUAAUUAGCGGGUUAAUCAAUAAUGAAAAUAACUGUUAGUUGUAGCCCUAGGUUUUAGGUGGCAGAGGAACUUUGAGUAGUAGUUUUUCAAAAUGGCUUUGCACCUCAAACCUUUAUUGGUGGAUGACUGUAUGAUCACCCUGUGUGUAGGCCCUGACUUUGGCGACUAAUAGUGGGAAGACCAAAAUAUAAAAGAAGUCCCACUUCUAACUGGGCUGCUGAGAAUUAGUGAACUAUUAACCCACACUCCUGUGUCAUUACAAUGAUUUGAAAGAUGCAGUAAUCACAUUGAAAGUCCUCUGUAUAGGGGUUUUAACUGAGCCACAUCACUGCUUUGGCUGCUGCUUUGUUCGGAGGCUAGCGUUUUUUCCCCCAACUGAAAUGACUGAUGUGCAUGUAUAUACUCAGAAGAGAUCAUUCCUUGGUAACGUUACUGCUGUGACGGUGUCAGUGGCUGUGAUCUGUAGUGUCUGCAGCCAAUCCGAGAGUCAGUUGAUUUUAGCAUGUAGACUCUGCGAACAGAACUUUGUUAGUGAGUCUGAUCAGUUAUUUGUUAUCUGCAUGCUAAAACAUAAUUCAUACUGUACCCUGUGCAUGAGGGACCGAUUGUUCCCACUGCUGCCUGCGUUUGCUCUGCGCCUCAUGUUGCGGUGCAGUCAGCAGACGGAAGCCUCUGUUUUACUUGGUGCUUUUGGUUAAGUUGGGGAAGGAGAUGUGUCUUUUAAAAUGAUUAUUUUCAACUUGAACAUACUCUGAAGAAACAAAUGUAUGUACUGUCACGUUUUGUCUUUCUUUUUAUUAUUGUUUUGUAAAAUUGCUUUACCUUUAUAGUGGGCUGAAAUUUAUAUGAAAAAAAUAACAAUAAAGAAAACAUGUUGGAAA